Ipomoea nil (Japanese morning glory) is the source of this 1271-nucleotide messenger RNA. Its product is annotated as ervatamin-B-like. The record is from RefSeq and is a predicted model, not a curated record. The transcript has 2 exons. Gene Ontology annotation, molecular function: cysteine-type endopeptidase activity. Gene Ontology annotation, cellular component: lysosome. The coding region runs from base 30 to 1067 and encodes 345 amino acids. NCBI's taxonomy places the organism in Eukaryota, Viridiplantae, Streptophyta, Magnoliopsida, Solanales, Convolvulaceae.
AAAUCUCGGCACUAACUCUUUAAGGAUAAAUGAACAAAUUAAUAAAAAGAAUGGCUCCUAGAUUGAACAACAAGAAUACCAUUGUUGUUGUAGCUGUUCUAGUGCUGGAGAUUUGGGCUUGCUACGAGGCCAGGCGCUUAGACGGCGACGAGGAGAUGAUGAAAACAUACGAGCAGUGGAUAGUUGAAUAUGGACGAGUGUAUGCAAAUCAAACAGAAAAGAUGAAACGAUUCAGUAUAUUCAAAGACAAUGUGGAGUAUAUUAACUCUUUUAAUCAAGCCGGAAACCAGAGUUUCACCUUAGGAAUCAACCAAUUCACCGAUUUAACUAUUGACGAAUUUCAAUCAAGAAUAGCAUGCUUGAUGCCGGACGAUCAGCCGGCCGGGACAACUCCAUUUAUGUACCAGAACGUGAGCGCUCCCCCCGCCAUGGACUGGGUGAAAAGUGGCGCUGUUACAGGCGUCAAGAAUCAAGCCAAUUGUGGAAGCUGUUGGGCAUUUUCCGCGGUGGCGGCAAUGGAGGGGAUCACCAAGAUAUCCACCAAAAAACUAAUUUCUUUAUCGGAACAACAACUGGUGGACUGCGACAAAGGCAGCGGCGGCUGCAACGGCGGAUACAUGAAUUCCGCAUUCAAAUAUGUCGCCGGCAACAAAGGCAUAACUACCGAAGCCAGUUACCCAUACACGGCAAAGCGAGGCGCCUGCGACCCGAAAAAGGCAUCCGCAAGUGCAGCUAAGAUCGGCGGAUUCCAAGCCGUCCCGCCCAAAAGCGAGGCGGACCUUAUGAAAGCGGUGGCGAAGCAGCCGGUGUCUGUGGCGGUUAACGCCGGCGAAAAGCUAUUUAUGAUGUACAAAAGUGGAGUUUUGACCUCAGGGUGUACGACCAAAGUUAACCACGGCGUGACCGCCGUUGGGUACGGCGCGAUGGGCGGGAAAAAGUUUUGGCUCAUAAAGAACUCGUGGGGACCAAGUUGGGGAGACAAGGGAUAUAUAAGGUUGGAAAAGGAUAUUGCUGCUAAGGAAGGACUUUGUGGCAUUGCCCUAGGAGCUUCUUACCCAACUGUAUGACAUUAAAGUCACCCCAAUAAAAUAAGGCAAUCACAACAUGCAUGAUGACUUAUAGGAAAUCAUCAUUAAACAUUGUAAAUCAAAUUAAGUGUGCUUAACAAUCAUCAUCAUAAUCCCAUCUGCACAACUAUUAAUUAGCCUUUUAUCAGGUCAUUUUAGAACUUUUGAUGUUAUCUUCCUAAUAAUAUAUACACUUUGAAUCAA